AUGCCUUCCGCUUUAAACCAGUCUUACGGUAACCCGCUAUCUCUGAAGGUCAUUGGCCACAAUGCAGGGACGUCCAUGGAUGGAGUCGACCUCGUUCAUGUUCACUUCACCCAGGAUGGCCCAACAACGCCGCUAAAGACGCAGCUUCUGCACUAUGGAGAAUACCCAAUGCCUAAAAAACUCAAGGCAAGAGUCAUGAGGCUCAUCAAGGAGAACACUACGACGCCCGAGGAAUUAGCCAUCGUCAACAUCCAGCUGGGUGAAGUCAUAAGCGACGCCGUCAAUUGGUUUGCGCAGAAGAACAAGUUCAGCUUGGCCACGGACGUCGACUUGAUCGGUGGCCAGGGCCAGACUAUCUGGCACUUACCGUUGCCGGAGCUCUUUGAAGGCAACCAAAGCCGAGCGCAUCUUGACAUGGCGGAAAUUGCCAUCAUAGCCGCUAGCACUGGCGUGACCUCGCUUGGUAAUUUCCGGGUGUCAGAUAUGGCUCUCGGUCGGCAGGGCUGCCCACUAUUCGCGGCUCUCGAUUCGCUCCUACUGAGCCACCCCACGCUCAAUCGCGCGGUGCAGAACAUCGGCGGCAUUGCAAACUUUUCUAUCUUACCCCGAGGUGCUGUCGAAGAGUGCUACGACUUCGAUACGGGACCUGGCAACGUCUUCAUCGAUGCGGCCGUGCGGUACUUCACCAGCGGGGAACAGGAAUAUGACAAGGACGGUGCAAUGGGCCAGAAGGGCAAAGUCGACCAGUCUGUUGUGGAUAAAGUGCUCCAGGGGCCAUACUUCGUGCAUGAUAUACCGAAGACUACAGGCCGAGAGACGUUCGGGGAUCGGAUGGCGGAAGAUAUCUGCGAUGAGAUGCUGAACCGUGGAGCUACACCGGAGGAUUGUGUUGCCACCAUUACUCGCAUCACAGCUAAGUCCCUGGCUGAUGCCUACGAACGCUGGGGUCCACCUGGGGGCGUAGACGAGAUCUACAUGGGCGGCGGUGGAUCGUUUAAUCCCAACAUCAUCAACUAUCUGAAGCAGCGCUUGCCCAACACCCGCAUUGUUCCCAUCUCUGAGAUUGGGAUUCCUAUCGGCGCCAAAGAAGCCCUCGGAUUUGCGCUACUAACGCUCGAGUGCUUCGUCGGACGACCCAUGAUUGUGCCCAAGAGGACCGAAUCGGACCGUCCAGGAGUAGUCGGCCAGAUCCAGCCGGGUCGGAACAUGCAUCGUAUCCGACAGCAUGUUGCUCAGGUGAGUUGA
Molecule: messenger RNA, 1245 nt
Organism: Penicillium maclennaniae
Lineage: Eukaryota; Fungi; Ascomycota; Eurotiomycetes; Eurotiales; Aspergillaceae
Exons: 3
Coding region: 1-1245 (414 amino acids)
Biological process (GO): amino sugar metabolic process; peptidoglycan turnover
Molecular function (GO): ATP binding; phosphotransferase activity, alcohol group as acceptor
Source: RefSeq, a predicted model, not a curated record